GCCCAGGAGCGUUGAAAAGGCGGUGGCGCCCUCAGUCGGCGUCGAGUACAGCUCGCAGGGGCCCAAGGGGGAAGCGCUCUUUCCCGGGGGCGGUGACUCCUUUGGCAGCGCGGAGGCCGCGAGCAGGAAUGCCUUCGAAGGCGAGGUUUCGUCCGACCAGCAAGACGAAAGCGUGAGCGUGUCGGAGAGAGCGGCCCCCGCCGUCGAUGAGGGGAUAGCGCGCCCCCGCAGGGUCCCCAUUCGCGAGGCCGGCCAAAGUCAAGAUGGCGAGCGUUCAGCGGGACCACUGGUCCUUCGUGGUGCUCCAGUUCCUGCUGCUUUCGCUGCUCAUAUGCAGGCACGGCUCCUUCGCGGAUCGGAACAAGUAUUUUCACAUCUCGUCACUCUGCAUGGGAGACCGGCACUAUCCCCAGUACAAGAAGAUAGAUGGUGCCGUGCUCACCUCGGAGAGCGAAAACAACCUGGAGUGUGCGGUGACAUUCCAGACUGACUCGAUCCUGCAGCGCUUCAUGCUACGCUUCGAGCGUCUCGCCCUCGACUGCCACGACCAUCUGGUCAUCUUUGAUAGUGCCCACACCAUUGGGAAUCACAAGGUGGAUCUCUCAUGUCGGAGCACGCGUUCGGACGUCGGGACCAUCUUCACUCAGGGCAACUAUGUGACCCUUAAGUACACGACUGACAGCUGGAGCCCCGAGGGCAACGGCUUCAAGCUCAUCAUCACGGCGUACAAGGACAACUCUCUUCCUGACAUCAAGCACGACCUCAAGUGCAGGGAAUUCGAGUGCCGCAACACCUUCUGCAUCUCGAGCAACUUGACCUGCGACGGAGUGAACCACUGCGGGGACAACAGUGACGAGACCGGCUACGCCUCCUGCAUUGACGAAACAUCGAGCAGCCAGAUCCUGGGCCUGGGCGUGAGCCUGUUUGUGACGCUGACGCUGGUGGUGCUCGUGUCCUGCCUGGUGCUGUGCGUCGGGGUGCUCUGCCUCUGCCAACGCAUGCGGCUGGGCACCCCAGGCUUGCUGCCGGGCGGAGGCGUGGCCUCGGCUGCGCUGCAGGCACAGGGCAACAACAGCGCGGCCGCCUUCCCCAGUCACCAGCCUGGGAGCGGAGGCGUGUACGGAGGCACGGCCGAACGUCUUUGCGAAAAGCCUCCCCCGUACCCUGGAAACAACUACCCCCCAGCGUCCGGCAUCGGCUUUCACGUUCCCCAGGAGAGCCUCUACUACCCAGCCACAAAGUGACCGGCCCAGCAAUGCCACCAACUGGCUCGUCUGAGUGUGCCAUUUCUUUUGCCAUGCCCAGACGUCUCGAGGACAGUGUUAGGCACCCAAGGUUGUGGCCGCAUUUGGUGGGGUCCCGCUGUCGGCUCUGCUCUGCCUCCCAGACUGUCCAAAAGAGCACUCUUGGCAUCGACAUGCCUGCUCCGCAAGGUCUAGGCGCAGUACCGUAGGACGGCCAUUCGGAAGUGGGAACGUGCUCGGGUUGCCACCAGUUCCAUAGUAUAUCAAAUGUCCAAUCCUUUUGGAACAGAUGUCGCUGUACAGUUUGUUGCAUGCUUGGUUGUCCUUGGUGUAUUUUAUGGUUGGACAACCAAGCUUGGUUGUCCUCAACUUUUUAUGCUUUUGUGUUUUGCCGAGAAAUGAGGAUUUACUGUAUGUGCCUGAUUUUCUUUUAUCCUAAUCUAACUGCGGAGGCUCGAGCAUUACUGACGCUCUUACGAAGCCUGUGUAUUAUAACUAGGGUUCCGUGUUUUCCGAAUUUACUUCUCGUAAAAUUCGGAAAGUCUUUUUUCCAAAAAUUCAGUUUAUUUAUUAUAGAUUCCCGAUUCUCCGAAAUUUGGUGUUUCAUUUUGCCGUGGGCCCAAUUUUCAAGAAUUCAAUAUAAAAAACAAAUAUUAUCCGGACCAAACCUGCCUUAAAUUCACAAGAACUCACCUAUAUUGACUAUAUCUCCAGCUGGAUUGGGCAUUCAUGCCCUUGCCAUUGAUAAUACUAACUGUCCCACAACAAAUUUGCAAGCAUUGCUUUAGUAAGUUUGAUAUUUUAGAAUGAUUGAAAUUCUUGACAUACUUUUUGGAAAGCUCAAUUUCUUCCCAUCCCAGUCCACCUCUCUGCUGAGCAAAGUGGAGCGAUGAGAUAGAACCUUUAGCUGUGCCCCUCUCUCCCAUGAUCAUAGCUUUCCCUGUGAUAAAAACACAACCCCGCCUUCUUCCAAGAAGCCCAAACUGAAAACUAGGACAGUGGCUUUUGUCGUGACCCAAAAUUAGUGACCUGUUGUCCCGAACAAAACACAACGAGAUAAAUGGAGAACCCCCUUUUGUCAAAAGUCGGAUAUUUUAAAACAAAACUUUGCCUGUUCUCAGGAUUACUGACCCUGUGCUCUGGCCAAUUUUACUUAUAGAAUAAUGUGUUUUUUAGUUGUAUUUUUGCCAUUGUAACAUCGAAAUUUUAAAUUUUCCGGAUAAAUCUGAACUGACAAAAAUUUUACUGGCAUGGGUUUUCGGAUUUUAUCGGAUUUAUCCGAAAACACGGAACCCUAAUUAUAGCCAAUGUCAAAUCAAAGCAACAAAUCCCAUAAACAGUGAUGGUAAAAAGUGCACUUUUUGAAAGAGUGCGAGGAUUCUAUGUGCGCAGACAUGCAGAAAGGCACUCAGUUAUGCGUUUGUACAUAGUAAUGUGUGUGUGUGUAAAGCAGGCCUUUGCAUCAAAAUUCCCUUUCUUUGUGAGUGUGCAUGUCUCUGAAUGCCACAAAAAGCUGGACACUUGUUAGUCUGUUUGUAGAGGGCACACGUCUGCAGUGUUUUUAGAUACCUUUUUUUUUUAUGGAUGGCAGUCUUAACAAGCAAACAACCAAUCUUUUUCAGCAUUUUGUUUGUUACUCUGCAAAGUGAGGGUAUGCAAACAAUGAUGGAAUGGGCCUCCCUGGUUCAACCCUCGAUUGUCCUUAUGUUUGCCAUAUUGAGGAAAGGGAAUCAAAUACCCACUCUACUGCGUUUCACCACAACUUGGCAAACUACGGACCUAGCGAGCGAAUCAGCGUCGGGCACAUGACAACGUACCAUUGUGGUGCACACCUCCUACAGGGAGCUGUCACACACUUUGUUUCAUCGCUCCGACAGGCUCGAGGGCGCAGCAGCGCUUGCUCUUUGUCAAGUUGUGCUGGAACGGAGUAGUUUAUGCUACUCCUUUUGAAGCAAACUGGCCGAACCAAUUAGCCACAUAUGGAGUAUUUGACAAAAUAUGGGGGACCACCUUUAGUAAUGUUCCCUCGCUACACUUGUCUAGCUGUUUAGGACAACGUACGUACAUAGUCUGAGCUAGGAUCAGCCAGAUAACGCAACAUUCGAUUCUCUUAUUGGGAGCAAUGACAUACACUUGCACAGAAAGCAAAGACUAAGUCAUAUUCACCUGCAAUCUCAAUCCGUGAUUAUAUUUCUUGUGUUCGUGAACCUGGUGUUCGGCAUUCCUCUGAUAAAUGUCCGUGUACCUGCCGUGUUCUUUUUGUUCCGUGUCAUUAGAGUCGCAUUAGUCUUACGUUAAAUCAGCUCAGAUAAUAUUCUAAUUUCAUUAUUGGUGAACAAAUAUCAUGUUCAUUGAGUGUAUAUAUUGACUAUUUUUUAUACUCAUUCUCUUCAAGUUUCUAACAUACUUUUUUUUUUUCAGUGGAACUACGAUGGAAGUAUUUUUACGUUCAGCACACAAGUUUCUGGGGACAUAUCACAAAUGAUUAGCAAAGGCAGUGAAACUUGAUGGUUUGUAACUUGACUCUAUAUAGCUACAGCAACUUAGUGCUAACAUAGGCAAUCUUGAAUGUUACACUCUGAUGAGUCUGCUCUGGUCAAUGCUAUAAAUAAUUGCCCCACUGAUUAUAAGCAUAAUAUUAGUGCAAGAUACACUGAAUGUCGAUGAAGUGCGGCCAUUUUUGUUUGCUGUUGAAGAAAAAGUGCAAGAAAAAAAUAUCUGCUUCCUUCUUAACGAGUCACACUACAGGCAUCGCCCGUUCACAAGGAUGUUUGAACGUUUGUGAGAUUUUCAUUUUCAUGGACCAAGUUAGCAGUGUCAGGUUUCCUUAUAAGAACUGUGAACAUGUUAGCUGCAUUAGCUGCUUCUGGGGAGCUUGGUGCAUAUCAUUGUUUUCUACGAGAACACGUGCCAGUGUGCAAGCCUGUGUGUGUGCAGCUCGCCUGUGACACACCACUCUAAUAAAGCAGUGAUCUGGAAAGCACUGGGACAUGCGUGUGGCCAGCUGCACAGGUACAGUCUUCAAGCCUGCAGGCGCCCAGGGAUGUAAGUCGUGCACUGGUCUAUAUGUCUUGUACUCCGGUCAACAAAUUCACAAUAACCAAACAGGACAUCAGAGACGGUGUUGCAAUUGCCCGUCUUUCCCCUAUCACGAUAUAAGUUUUUACCUCCGCAUGAUGAUAUUCAAAAUCUAAGGGUGCCACUGCUCUGGCUUGUAUGCCUUGUAAGCCAAAGCCAUUUGACAUGUCAAACAUUUUUGCGUUUUCACCGAAGCCUCUUCUACGUCGAAUCCCUUCAACUUCUGCUUGUUUUUGUCUGUGAUGUGUGAAUGCACUGAAGUGACAAACAUGAACCAGCCCUCACCCCUUCCCAGACAACACAAUUACAUACUGAGGACAUGUCAAAGCCAAUUUGUCCGACCCCAGCAUGUCCCCAAAACAUCCGAAGGAUUCUUUGAAACAUGCCUUUUUAACGCAUGCAUUUGUUCCACAAAAACCCGCUUCAAAGCCAAGGUCUUGUGCAUAUAGCCUUCCCUGACAUGCGAGCACAUGCUGACAUGGGAGCUUGCACUGUGUUCGUUAAUUUCACACCUAAGUUUUUGCUUCACAAACAACCUCAAUGCAAGCGGUACAUGCUUGUCCACGCCCACACAGGCUAAGCCACAAUGUGGUGGGCUAGAAUUUGGGUAUGUGUGUGAUGGUGACUAGACAGCAGGGGCAGAUUUAUGGGUCAAGCUUGGUGGUGGUGGGGGGGAAGGGGGGGUGUCUGCUAAGAGAUAGCGCAGGGAAAGUGUUGUCCUGGUUUUUCAAGUAAUGUAUGGCACUUCUUUCAUUAAAAAAAAGUGGACCUUGGGGGUGGGGUGGCUGUGUCCCCCCCCCCUUAAAUCUGCCCAUGCUAGACAGACUUUUGAAGAGGGUCGACUGCAAGCAGUGUUGGGUAAAGUUCACCAAUAAAGUGCUUGAAGUAAGGUAAAAAGUAAAUUGGAGGUUAUGCACUUCAAGUAAAGUAGUACUGUAAAAUACCAAACAUCUGCCCAUUCCACAUAAGCACCCACCUAUCAAUUUUGCAACAUUUGCAAAAUGCACAACAUCCCAUCCCCCAGUUUAACAUGAUUAUCUCCAGAUUUUGAGGACGCUGCUUGCUCGAGAUUUUACAGUAAGCACUCCAGGUAUGAUGUACUUAAAGUUAAAGUACUAUAAAUACCAUGUACUUUUAAAGUAAAGUAAAAGUACUUUUUAACACAAUCUUCCAUGCACCUUUUAAACCGGUAUACAUUGCUCCAGAGAUAACUAGGGGUGCAUCAGUUAUGUUUGGAAAUGGUGGCGAAUAUUGGAUAAAGUCAAGUGGUCACAGACUAGUUGUUCUACACUCGCCAAUAAACUAUUUAACACAUAAAAUCGAAUUACAAGACACUUAUUUGCUGACAAAGCAUCAUUGUGUGACACAAAUUUAACAAUACCAAAUUUGAGGCAUGCACUUUAAACUUGAGAGUUGUAUUUUUCUCAGAAAGUACCAGAAAAAAAAUACUUGAAGGACUAGUUUUCUAAACUUUCUUGAAGUAGUAUUUAAGUACAAUGUACUUAAAAGUAUUCCCAACACUGCACACAGGAAUGUCUAGUAAAGUCGCAGACCAUAAAUCCCAAAAAGAAAAAAAGAUUGCAUAGGCAAGCUGACCAAUCCACCAUUUUUUAAAUAACUGGUGCCACCUGGCGAAAAACGGGGUUCCAGGAUUCCCAGGAUGAAACUGCUGAUCACAUUAGGAGGAAGAGGAAAGCUCCUUGAAGGAACUUGGGGGACAACAAAUGGACCAUUUUCCAGUAAGCUUCUGCACAUGCGUACACCCCUUCUCCUGGCACUGCCUCCCGCUGUCGCCAUUUUUGCUGGGCAAAGUUCCGGUCGACCAACAUAUUCAGCACCCAUCUUUGCGUGUAUUUUGUCUUUUUUGGCCAUUCAUGUUUGAAUAUACGCUAGUAUGGGUCGUAAAAGGCAACGAAGAUCAAUAGAUCAAUACAAUGGCACAAUGCUAAUGUACUCCGAUGGGCAGAAAAAAAAGUUGAGCUGCCCUUCAUUUGUUGUUCGAAAACAACUCCCCAGACGGCGCUUGUUACUGGAAAAAGGUCCAUUGCCACGAUUGCCACAACAGGCAGAAGGGACGUUGGGGACAGCAGCUAGCUCAAUGGAGCCAGCAGGAUCUAGCCGUCUAGCUUCCUUGGUCGAGGCACUCACUCGAGCACAUGCUCACACAGAACCUCCUGAACCAGUGUUUCCAAAAAUGGUCAAUUGGUAAAAAUAAAAAAAAAAAAAUAAAAAAAAAAGAU
Messenger RNA from Ixodes scapularis (black-legged tick), 6562 nucleotides. RefSeq lists its product as uncharacterized. The transcript has 6 exons. Lineage: Eukaryota; Metazoa; Arthropoda; Arachnida; Ixodida; Ixodidae. The record is from RefSeq and is a predicted model, not a curated record. Gene Ontology annotation, molecular function: protein binding. The coding region runs from base 264 to 1244 and encodes 326 amino acids.